CAACAACAAAAGCAGACAAAUAUUAUUAGCUACUACUACGAGUAGCCUGUAGGUAUUGUUGUUCAUAUUAAUCUUGAUGGUGUGAUGUUGAGUGGCUCUUUUUCUUUCUCAGUGGCAACUCAUGGACUCUUUAAUCCACAUAAGCUCAUGAUGCUCCUUUAAAUCCAUCCAAUCUGUUGGGUGUCUGUACUUAACAGCCCCACUCAACCAAUCUGGGUCAGUAGAUGUUACAGUAAAGCACAGUUCCUGUCUGUGCAGAGCAAGAAUUGGAACUUUUAAAAAUCACAUUGUUUAAACUGGAGACUUUUGUCCGAUCCUGACUCAGCUGACAUCCUCAUUAUGGAGGGUUGAGGUGGAAUGAAACGUAACUGGACAAUAGCUCGAAGAAGCAAUAAGGUCUGAAGAUUUCACUGAGAAAAUGGAACUCCAAAACCAACUGCAGGGCGACUGGAGCCGGUACUUUUGUAAUCGGCCAGUGGAGUUUGAUGAAAAUGCAAACCAUCAUCUUCUCUCCAGUAAGCUGGAAAGCAGCUCUGUGAGGCUGGAGGGCAAUUCAGAUCCGUACUGCAGCAUCUGGGGGGACGACGAGCAAGCAAGAGUCAAGAGCUGUAACAAUCGGUCAUUUGCCAUGGACGCUAGAAUAAGACUAGAUCAUUUGAAGUCAGCGUGUAAUUCCCCCUUGCCUCGCCGUGCCACGGAUGGGAUAUUGUACAACUUUAACUGUCCAAAAGACAACUGGGACAGCGAUGGGUCACAGGAGGAAGAGUCCGCUUUGGAUUCAGUAGAGCUCCUUGAUGUUGAGGAUGAUGUGCAGGAUGAAGAGAGCUGGUUGUAUGAGUCUCCAAAGAAGCAGGCGUUUGUAGAGAGAAGUGAGUCUGCUCUCAGAUGGUGUCGACACGUCCUGGAUAACCCCAGUCCUGAGAUGGAGGCGGCGUGUCGUUCACUGAUGAAUAGGCUGGAUCAAAGAUCAAGCAGUCACUUCUACAGACGUCCUGCAGUUUUCCAUCAUAGUGUGAGCUCCUCUAUGAACAAAACAUCUGUCAGCACCACACACAAUAAUGUCUCUGAUGGUUCAGAUGAUGAGCUGAGCCUCCCCCAUGACUCCAUAACCACAAGCUACAAACUGCAGGACAUGACAGAUGUCCACAUUAUGGCUCGCAUACAGGAAGCCAGUUUGAGACAGGACUAUGUUUCCACACCUGCUGGGAGAAGCCCCGAGUCACUGUUGAUGUUUCCGUCUUAUUUUAACACCACUGGUGAAAAUAUCAAUGACUUCACUCCAGGAAAUAAAACUACGCCUUCGUCUUCCUCCUGUUGGCAGUCCGGUCUGUCAUCACUGAGCUCUUCCCCUCACCGCUCACCAACAUCAGUAGCAAGGCAGGGCUGCCAAAGUCCAACACUGGCUAGGCUUCACCAGCAGGUCGCCCAGCUCAAGCUGCUGAAACGGGCUCAGAAACAAGCAUCACCGGGCAGGACCAGGUCACCUCUGCGGACCAGCCUCCGCUCCCUCCAGGCUGUGAGGAACAGCAGAAGUUUAGACAUCGACAACGAUGAUAACAACUACCAGUCUGCUGAACAAAUCCCUGCUUACCCACCAUCAGGUGCAUCAUCUAGGUCAAGUUGCUGGUCUCCGUCACUCUCCGCAGCACACAUGAACUCCAACAGCUCGUUGCACUCAGUGAGAAACUCCUCAGACCAGACGGCGGCUGUGAAGAGACUGCUGAGGUCUCAGUCUCUCAGCCCCUGCAGGAUCCCUCACCCUGCUAAGGGAUACUUGUCUCUUCAUGGACGUGUUUUUGCCUCACCUGAAAGGUCGACCACAGUGGCUUGGGGCAGAAAUGUGUCAUCCACACAAAGAUAGAAAUAUUAUGUCAACCUAGAAUCAAAACAUUAGAACAUUACUAUCUCUUACCAUGUAUUAAUGUGCUUGUAGGGGCUGCUUGCAUAAUCAUAACAGUAGGAAUUAAUGUUCUACUGCUGUACUGUGUCUGCCUGAAGUUUCCAUCAGAUGGGAUCUAAAUCAUCUUCGUCUGGUGUGUGGAAUUCAAAGUUUAUCAAUGUGGGUCAUAAAGUUCGUGACGUACAUUUCAGUGCUGGUUUGAAUGUGGAAGUGAAGUGCGGCUGAAUGAGUAGGCUGUUUUCUGCAGAAUUGUUGCAACAGGAAGUGUGCAGCUUACAAUCAUGUAAGAACAACUAAACAGGUGACCUUUGCACAAUAUGAAAUGUGUGUGUUACCAGGAAAUAGACUGAGGUGUGGUGUUGGUGCAGUUUCUUCCUGAAACGUAUUGUCAUUCACUACUUUGAUUGUUCAACUGUUUCUCACACCCUGAGGUGAUUAUUUAAGCUUUUACACGUUUCUAUGUAACGCAGCUCUAGUAGACGUUAUGACUUCUCUCAGGGAAGGUACAUUUCUUUAACUGUGUUCCAGCAUGUCGCCUGACAUGUUUACACUGCUGUAGCUUUGAGUCACAGCAAAUCCAUCAAAAGUCUGUUUUGUUCGUCUCUCUUUGAUCUCCUGUUUGCUCUUUGCUGCUGAAUGAGACCCAUUAAAUGCUCUACAUGCAGCACAAAUGAAAUGAUUUAAAAAAAUAAAGUGACCGUACAGAUGUUUAUCAAUGUGUAGCAAUCAGAGUGAGAUAUACCAGUUCAGAUGAUACAUGUGACAAAAACAUUCUUUAACAAAAAAAUACUAAAAUUUAAUGAGUUCAGAUGCAUUUAUAUAUUUGUGGCCGUCCAGUUUGGUGUUAGAGUACUCUCUACUGUCAGUAAGGUUUUUGAUCAUGUUUUAUAUGUAGUUUUAAUUAUGAAUUUAUCAAGUGACGGCAGCUGUGGUGGUCUGAUUGAACUCUAGACAAAAUGUUCUGCAUAAAACAUACCACUAUUUAUAACUGAGGAAAAUGCUAUAGAAAAUAAAUAUCUACAAAACUGUCUUUCUCUAUGCUGAAUACUGCUGAUUUUGUCUUACACUUAGAAAACUGUUUGCUAUAUAUGAAAGGGAUGAAAUACUUAUCUUAGCAGGGGUGUAGGUUUUCCUUCAAUUCUGGGGGGACACAUGAAACAGGAGGUUUAGGGGUCUUACGCCAGAAAAGUUUGAGCGUCAAACACUUAAUUUCCUGCAUAUUGGUCAAUUUGAAUAUUUUCUGCAUCAGUUCAUGCUGUAAAUGUCUUUAAUUUUGUCAAAAUAAAAGUCCUCUGCUAAUUUUAUGUUUUUAUUAAGGGAGACAAAUCCACAUGUUCUAAAUAUUGAGAGGGCAACCCCACCUGUGUACCCCCAAAAUCUAUGUCUUUGCACUUGUGUACGUAAUAAUAUUUUCUGACAUUUCUGUGUCCUAGUGAGAAAAUGACCUGGCAACUAUUUUGAUAGCAAGUGAAUUGUUUAAGCUUUUGUGUGUUUAAACUUAA
Molecule: messenger RNA, 3402 nt
Organism: Epinephelus moara (kelp grouper)
Lineage: Eukaryota; Metazoa; Chordata; Actinopteri; Perciformes; Serranidae
Product: SLAIN motif-containing protein-like
Exons: 7
Coding region: 419-1861 (480 amino acids)
Biological process (GO): cytoplasmic microtubule organization; positive regulation of microtubule polymerization; microtubule nucleation
Cellular component (GO): microtubule plus-end
Source: RefSeq, a predicted model, not a curated record